AUGGCGUCCUCGCAGCCAGAGCCCUCGCAGCAGCAGCGCCAGCAGAUGACAGAUGAUUACCACAAAUUCCUGUACGCGGCGUCGCUCACUACCUGCGUCCUGGCCCCUGUCAUCAUCUCCCUCCCGCCGCGGAAACUCGACCUGUACACUUUUUCAUUAGCCAGUGCCUUCAUCGUGUCGGCCAACUACCAGCUCAAAGAACGGACGGGGCGAGGGUUCAUCGCCCGCAUCCCCAAUCCUACGGGCAUGCCGCAGCGCGCCGAGGAGCUGCGGCGCAAGCAACAGGAAGCUCGUGCGCUGGAAGAAUCGGCGGUGCUCGCGGCGCAGAAGAAAGGGUCGCUAUUGGAAGAGAAGGCCAAGGAGCUGUGGAUGGGCGGCGAGACGGACGGAUGGAAGGAACGCCGGCUGCGGGAAGAGCAGGAGAAGCUCGAGAACGGCGAGGGCUACGGCUCGAUGAUCAUGGACCAGAUCUGGGAAGUGUGGAAUUGGGGAGAGAAGAAGGCAGAGCAGCUCGAGAAGGAAGACGAGAAGGUCGUGGAGAAGAAACCCCGUUGA
Molecule: messenger RNA, 555 nt
Organism: Capronia epimyces CBS 606.96
Lineage: Eukaryota; Fungi; Ascomycota; Eurotiomycetes; Chaetothyriales; Herpotrichiellaceae
Exons: 1
Coding region: 1-555 (184 amino acids)
Source: RefSeq, a predicted model, not a curated record